Symbiodinium pilosum is the source of this 5341-nucleotide messenger RNA. The record is from the annotation of a GenBank genome assembly. NCBI's taxonomy places the organism in Eukaryota, Dinophyceae, Suessiales, Symbiodiniaceae.
GGCCAUCCCUACCAAGCCCAAGCUGCGCCCGCCCGAGCCUGGAAACCGUUGGCCGAAGUUUGCCCUCAGCCCCUACGUCGACGACGUGGGCAGCCCUUUCUACACUAAGGGCGAGGAUGAGACCAAAUUCCUCAAGCCUGCUUCUAUUGCGGCCACCCGCUCACCUCUCAACUCUGAAUGGUGCGUGCGUCCAGGCGUAGCCUUGUCGGAGGCGUCUGGCGUGGCAGAAGCUGGCGGCCAGCUCUUCAAGGACUACUUCUCUUCAGCUGCGCUCCUCAGCGAAAAUUAUGAUGCCCUCGGAUUCAAGGUGGUUGCAGAAGCACUUGAGAGCGCCAACGGCAAGCAGUACCUGCGCAGCUGCGCCCGGCUCAAUCGCAAGAACCAGGCAGAGCACACACAGGAAAGUUUGGAGACAGACAUAAAGGCCUGGUUCGGUUUUCUCUCCGAGGACACAGAGGUCAAAGCCCGUGCCACUCGGAAAAUCGCCAUGCUGGCUGGGCGACUCUAUCUUUUCAGCAUGGAUUUUCUCGAACAGCUCGCCUUCGUCCAGGACACGGAAGCCUUUGGCAAGGCUAUGAGGACUCUGGACCUGGAGGACACGCCCACUGCACUGCAGGCCUGGCUCAAGGAUCCCACUGCGGAGAAGAAAAUCUUAAAGAUGCUCAUGGCCUCCUACCAGACGCAGGUCAUGCCCAAGCGGAAGAAGACCGCCAAGCGCCCAUUGACUGCUGACGACAGCAAGCCCAGUCCCAAGAAAAGCUGCUCCUCGGAUUCUUCCAAGGCCACGAAGAAAAAAAAGAAAAGCAAGCAGGCCAAGAAGGUAAAGAAGUCGUCCAAGAAGAAGAAAUCCAGCAGCAGCGCUGCUUCCUCCUCCUCUGAAAGGCGCGUCCGCGAGCGGCCGCCCAAGAAAGGCAAGUUGGAGCCACUUGCUGCCGAGUCUGACGACGAUGAUGACCUGACUGCUGAGCAAGCUGUGGCCCUGCAGGAAUGGCAACUCUCCGAAGUCCAGUCCCUUCAGCAGGACUGGCAGGAGUUCGGCAAGGCAAAGGCACCCAACGUCCCCAAGCUUUCCAAGUUGCUCGCUGCCGUGCCUGCGCCCGUGCUCAAGUCCUUUGAUCUUGUUGUCAAGCUGCCCUUCAAGAAGCUGCCAUCCAACUGGCCCAAAAUCGCGGAACGCCUUGAGUACAUCAUCACGACCGCCGUCUCUUUCUGGGAGGCGCAGCAGGCCGCUGCCGCGGAGGCCCAGGCCAAGUCCGUCACACAACAAAUGUUUGCAGCCGGGCUCUGCAAGCGCGCCCACUUCUGCGUGCUAGCUGCCAUGCCCUCCCGCUGCCGCGGCGCGUCGCAGCCCUGCCGCUUUAAUGUGAAGCAGCCCGGGCAGCCGGCGCUGGUCUCCGGACGGCCGCGCUGUACUUUUUGCGAUCUCGAGCGCCUGGAGCACGACCUGGCUACGCGAAAGUCCCGCAUCACCACUGCUCUUGCCGCUUUUCUGCAGCACGACGAGGACGUUUUCGACGCUGCACUGUGUGCCCUCGGCGAGGUCACACCGACCACACCGACCUUGGAGGCGCAGACUCGCCAGCAUCUUCUUCUACAACAGGAUUGGACCGCUGCACUGGCGAAGCGCCAGCGGCUGCGUGCGCCAGCUGACCCGAACGAGGCCAAGCAGUACGAAGACCGACAGGCAGCCGAUCGUCGGCGUGUUCGCCGCAAGUUCUUCCCCGAGCAGGACCGUCAAAUACUUCACAGCGGGCAUUUCUGGCGGAACCCAUUGACAGCAGACCUCGCAGCCCGCGUGUCCGACCAGGCUCCCAACGACACCGGCCUGCCGGCUGCACAUGUGUCGCCGGUUGCCAGCAAUGUUGAAGCCUGGUGCAAGGAGGGGUCCUGGUCCAUGUGUUUGACUUGUUCUUCGCUCCAUCCACGACCUCUCAAAGAACCCGACGCUUCCCGGUUGCCGCGACCGUGCACGCGCUCCUGCCGGAACUGCGAAGGCGCGUCUCGCCACUGGAUCCCUUGCGUGGCUGACGUGCCCUUGCCUCUGCGGGGCUUGUCUGACUGCGUCGUACAGGCUUUACGUCCACUUGAUGUCGACUGCGGCCCGUACCAACGCAAUGAUUAUGGCUAUCGGAUCCAUACGGCCCUCAUCCGCUUCCGCUGGAGUCUCACAUCCGUCGACCAGAAGAUUUCAGCCUUGCCUACACGCCAACUGCGCAAGCAGGCUCGGAAGGCGCGACACUUUCUGCUGCAGCACACUGUCUCAGAGUAUGCUACUUUUGCACAAAAACACGAUGACUUUCUACAGCGGGCAGCCACCGAUCCGGACCUAGAUCCGAAACUCCCGCUUCACUUUCUGGAGGAGCCCGGCCUGGAAUGCGCUGUUUGGCCAGACCUGUACUUUCACGCGGAUCUGUGCGAGACCGUCGAGCGGGCCACGGACAUCCGCCGCUUGGCGAGAGCUGGCCCUCAGCCUGAUCCCAUCCUGGAUGAGGGUUCUGAGCUGGAGGAGGCCGAAGAGCCUGCACGGCACAGCGUUCGCCGCUCCUUCCUGCGUAAAGUCUUGGGCCCCAUCCUGGACUACUCCAUGGACUACGAGCUCCUGCAGUUUGUCUUCGAUCUAAGCAUGUGGUCCGACAUUGGCAGCAAGCGCCAUGCUCUGCAGCACAUGCCCCUGCGCCUCGCCUUGAAGCAGCAGCCGUGGACGCCUGCGUACUGGGCGCAGAGGCACGCAGCACUGCUGGACCUACAGCGACAGUGCGGGCCGCCGGUUCUCUUCAAAACGUGGGCCCCGUAUGAAUGGUCUGCGCCUUAUCAUCGGUGGAUCCUCGAUGCUCUGCAGAAAGGUCACCGAUCCAGGCAGCACCUGGCAGGGCCCGAGACGCUGCAUUUGACGCAUAUCAUGACGGAAAUGUUUCGCGAAUGGGUGCACGGUGGUGCAGUGAGGCACGGCCCAUCCUCCAAACGGUGGUCUACGUCCACGCUGCGCACAUCCCCAGCGACCUCUACCUCCAUUCUCAACUUCGCGGCCCGCGUCGAGUUCCAAGAUGGAAAGCGCAAGCUCCCGUCUCAAGCCUAUCACGGUCGUGAGACGCCGCAUCUGCACGGUCUCACUUUCGCUGACAGUCUGCAGGGUCUCCCUCUGGAUACGCGCCUACGCGCUGAUGCACCUGCUGAGGGACACCCGCUUCGCGGCUACGUUCUGGAUGGCCAGACAGGGCGGACAGGCAGCGGAUGGCCCGUGCACGCAGGCCCUACAACUAUGACGCCAGACGGUCACUUCCAGCUGCACCACACAGAGCUUGACUCCGACAUGGGCAUUCGGGCCUACGACAGUGAGGAGCUGGACGUCAUGAAGUUCCACCAGGACAACGUGGUCCCCAACGAGCACUUGUCCGGGCGAGGCCUCCUCCUGCGCUACGUAGCCACGUACCUCUCCAAAUUCAGCAACUCCUUUCUCGCAGAGUACUUGGACGACACCUCCAGCAGCGGCUACAGCAUUGCCUUCCGCAUCCUCGCUACGUACCAUCCUGGCGAGCCGGAGAUGUGGCUGGCGCUGGCCGCGCAGCGUGCAAUUCUCCAUUGGCUCCGGCGACACCAUCUAGCGUCAAAGAAUGACCUCUCCCUGGAAAUGUUCGCCCGCCAGUACAAAACCACGGGAGAGAAAAUCAUCGCCGCCGAAACGGUCCGAGUCUCCAACGACAAGUUCUUUGGCCAAUGGCUAGCCAUGAACGUGCCUUUUCGCGACUUGCAUAGUUUCUUGCAGCCCCACCUCGUGGCCAAGGUGCCCGACAGAUACCUGCAUCACGCCUGCGCAUUGCAGCACGCGCCCCGCUUGUGGACAUCGGAUGACAGCAUUCGGGACUUGCUGCAGCUUGAAGCCUACGGCGACUCCUACAUCCAGAACGCCUGCUCCAUGCUACAGGCGCAGCGAGCCCUGAUUAAGCAGUACCUGGAUGGCUCCUUGGACAAGAGCGCAGAGCUCGACGCCGCCGCUCCUGCGUCUGGUCACGCGGCUCCUGACGUCAUCCUUGAUUUGGCGCAGAUGGCCUUGCAGGAGGCCGUAAAUGCUCGCAUCGAUCGCGCCCUGGCAGCCCGACACGCCCCUGCAAGUGAAGUGGACAGACUGGCCAGGGAGGCCGCAGACGCCAACAGCGUUCUCGUCUGCACGGGCCCUCCUGGCAGUGGGAAGACACUGGUGGCGGAUCUCUGCAUUCAACGCAGCGUUGCAAGCCACGCCACGGUGCUGUACGCUCUGCCGACAGGGCAGCUGGCUGCCCGUGUUCGACAGCGUCACCCUGGCAUCCACGUGGACACAUGCCACGGCGCCUUUCUACUGCAUCGACCGCGGCAAGAAGCUGUCGGCCUCCUGGUGCCAUACGAUUUCGUUCUUGUGGAUGAAGCCCUACAGCUCAGCGCCGAGCACUUCGAUCGCUUGCUGGAGAUGUGGAACGCCGCUGAUCGGCGACCAUGCUUGCUUUUGCUGGGUGAUCCGUGGCAGCUGCCGAACAUUGACGGCGACUCCCCUGACCAGCACCCCAAGUGGAGGCUGUGUCAGCACUUGCAUCUGAACACAGUGCACCGCUGCAAGGAUUCUGUCCUGGCAGGAAAGCUCAAAACCCUUCGCGUCGGUCAGCUCAGUGGCCACGCCGGCGCUAGCUUCGUGACUCACCAGCUUUGCCGCGGCCACAAGGCGUGGUCGGGCCAUCACGAGCCCACAAGUGAAGACAUUGCCGCAACUUUGCGCUCCACGAACAACUGCACAACCUUCCUCACCUGCACGAAGAGGGGAGCAGGCCUCAUCAAUCAGCACGCCGUGCAGGUCUUGUUCAAGAAUCGGAACAAGCGGGCUCUUGGUCACGUACCUGGCGACUACGAGGACAACCCUGACAACUACCACGACGGCGGAAAGCUACGCGAGGACCGGCCUCCAGAGCCAUCCCACGUCGUCCUCUAUGCAGGCCUCCGCGUCGUGCUCACGAAGAACUUAGACAAAGAACAUCACUUCGUGAACGGCAUGCCCGCCGUUGUGGAGCAUGUGGACUCGGCUGCCAAAUCUGUCGUUGUCCGCACCGACACAGGCCUCAGAUUGCCGAUUUAUCCCUUCACAGACGACGACGUGCCAGUUGGCCGUGUGGUCUACUACCCUCUCCGCUUGGGCUACGCCGGGACCGUUUACAAGUACCAAGGCGCCGAGCUGCCACACGUCACUGUGUGGCUGGAUCGCCCGCGCUGCCCGGCGGCUGGUUACGUGGCCCUAUCCCGUGUGCACUACGACCGGGACUACCUCAUCGGCGGGGUCGUCACCUGCGAAGACUUCACACCGGCCAGACCUGCCGGGUAG